Messenger RNA from Adineta ricciae, 2271 nucleotides. NCBI's taxonomy places the organism in Eukaryota, Metazoa, Rotifera, Eurotatoria, Adinetida, Adinetidae. The record is from the annotation of a GenBank genome assembly.
AUGCUUAUUAGAGCUUCGACAAACGUGGGUAACUCCAUGAUUUGCUGCCUCUUGUUCCUAUUAGCAAUUCGACAAUCGGCGGCAUUUUCAUCAAAUGAUGACAUCACAGUAAUUCGCCAGCGUGUAUUAGAGAAGAUGAUCUGGCCACUGCCGAAUACGCUUCCCUCGAUUAUUCUAGAGGCAUUAUCAUUUGCUCAAACAUUGAAUAGUUCUUGCUAUUGGCCAGAUAUUGACUAUGCAGAUGCUGGUCGCGCUAAUUGGUUAACCGCCGUCCAUCUGUCAAGAGUUACGACUAUAUUACAAGCCCUAACUGCAAAUGGUACAACCGAACGAAAUAAUACGAAGUUACUCUCAGCAGCACAUUGUGCUCUCGAUACUUGGUUAGUUCGGGACUGGCAAAAUUCGAAUUGGUGGUGGAAUCGAAUUUCGGUACCCAUUUCGGUCACCAGUCAUUUAUUAAUGCUAGGUGAUGACGUUACUCAAUUUGAAUUGCAGAAAAUCAAAGAGAUUUCGUUUCGUGCAAAUUGGUGGAAUGGUGAUAUGUGGACGACUGGUUGUAAUUUAGUAUGGAUGAUUCAAGCUCAACUAUACCGGUCAUUAGCAACUCGAAAUAUAACAGGAAUUGAACAAGGUUUCACUCGAAUGUGGCAAGAUAUCAUGAUUCAACCGCUAGGUAAAGAUGGUGUUCAAAAUGAUUAUGCUUACCAUUUUCAUGGAACACAGCUACUCUCAGCAGCUUACGGUCAAGAUUGGGCUGUGAAUGUUUUUUCAUUUUUCAUAUGUAGUGUCAACACGCAAUAUGCCCCAAGUCUCGAUAAGCUCACGUUGUUUGCUCAAUUUUUAGUCAAAGGCAACGCAUGGAUGAUCAUUGAUAAUCAAUGGGAUUGGCACGUUAGAGGAAGAGCUAUUGCGAGACCAGAUAGAGGAUAUCUUGUGUUCUAUAAGCCUGAAGACAUCCGAGUUUUGGCAGAAGCGAUUCCAUCAAUGGACCUACGAACUGAUUUGAAUAAUCUUGCUGAUCGCUUAGAUCAUCAGGCCAAUGCUACGGCACUGGUUGGCAAUAAACAUUUUUAUACAUCAGAUUACCACGUUCAUCGUCGCGCAAAUUGGUCCAGUGCAAUCAAAAUGCAGUCGAUUCGAACGAAUCCCGAUGAAUGUGGAAAUGGAGAAAACUUGAAACGAGAACAUACCGGUCAAGGCAUUUUAAAUCUGUUUACAACGAACACAUACGACUAUGUGUUCAUAUUUCCACUACUUGAUUGGCAAGCCAUCAACGGCAUCACUGUUGAACAUGAUAUUCCACUCAUCAUAUGCAAUGAUGUACCAUCCUCUCUUAUCACAUUACCUUUUGUUGGCGGUGUCAGUGAUGGUCUCUAUGGUUUUGCUAUGAUGGACACAGCGACGCACAACUUAACUGCCAAAAGAUCAUGGCACUUCUAUGAUGAUGCAGUUAUUGCACUUGCAACCAAUUUAACAUUAACCACAGCAAAUGUGGCAUGGACAACUCUCGCUAGUCGAUUGCUGAAAAGUGGACAGAUCACAGUUACCUUUCUUAACUCAACAGUUGUUACUCUAUCCGAUGGAAACUAUUCUUUUCCAUACACACCAAACAAAACAUCAAAUGUUCACUGGAUUCAUGUGGGAGAAACAGAUGUUGGUUAUGUUGUACCAAGUCAAUAUCAAUAUUCAUCUGUUGGAAUCGACAUAGGCGUGAAAACUGGAAACUUUAUCACAAUUGGUGCCUAUGAUUAUGUUGUCACAGCUCGAACUCUAACCAUAUGGAUAGACCAUGGCCGAGGACCAUACACACUUGAUUAUCGUUAUAUGAUUUUGCCGAAUAUUUCACUUGCAAUGAUGCCAACAGUGAUUAAACAAUAUGAAGACCAACAAGUAUUUUCAUGUAUAUCGACAAACAGCCUAUUCCAUGGAACUGUUUGGUCUUCGCUGAAACGUGCAUCAUUUGUGCUAUGGGAUAAUGUAACAACAACAUUUUCAUGCAAAAGCCGCCUUUUUGAAAUCAAUAUCCAAUUGAACAAUGCUGGUGCCUAUUUGUUUAGUGAAACUGACAGCGACUUCACAAUUACUGCGUCUCAUCCAUUUCGAAUGAAUAGCAGUGUCAGCGUGAUAGUCGAUAGAAUUGGAUAUGGUCAAGGAUGCAUGAUUUCGUCGUCAGUGACAAAUGUGACAAUGAGUUUGCCAGCAUCAGAUCAACUACUUGGUGCUUCGGUUGGGACAAAGUGCAAUAAACACGCUGGAAUGAACACAAAUUGA